Saccharomycopsis crataegensis is the source of this 2040-nucleotide messenger RNA. RefSeq lists its product as uncharacterized. The record is from RefSeq and is a predicted model, not a curated record. Gene Ontology annotation, biological process: exocytosis. The transcript has a single exon. Gene Ontology annotation, cellular component: Golgi to plasma membrane transport vesicle; cell tip. The coding region runs from base 1 to 2040 and encodes 679 amino acids. Gene Ontology annotation, molecular function: guanyl-nucleotide exchange factor activity. Lineage: Eukaryota; Fungi; Ascomycota; Saccharomycetes; Ascoideales; Saccharomycopsidaceae.
AUGGCGGAGAUUGUCCCUGUAGAAACACAUUUGGCUAACGAUGUGCUUAUACAAGAAAUUUCGACCCUUAAAGAAGAGCUCCAAUCGCAAAUACAAAAGGCCACCGAACUUGUUGUUUACAAGGAAAACUACGAAGAUUUGGUCCUUGAUUACAAUGAUAUCAACAAAGAAUAUGACUCCCUUAUAAAAAGUGAAUCGCUUGCAAAAAACGAACUCAAGAUGCUAAGAAAAGAAACCGAGGAGCUCUCUUCCGAACUUUUCAAUGAAGCUAACAGAAUGGUGAGCAUCGAACGCAAAAAGUCACACAAGUUGCACGAAGUCAAUAAGUUCCUUAAAAAUGAGGCCAAUGAGCAAAAAGACAUCAUAAAAAUGUAUGAGCAUCAACUUCAGUCUUUGAAGAAUGCCGUUGUUGAUCUCGAACAGGAAAACCAAAUUGCAAAAGCCAAUUAUGCUACAAUGCAAUUGAAUUUCGCUCGUUCACCAGCCGAUGAGGUUGAGGAAGAUGAUCCAGAAGAAGUGAAUGAUAAAUGGCAUCACACUUCGAAUUACCAGAACAAGAAAUACUUAUCCAAUAUUUUGUACUCUCCAGCUAUUCAAGCCAUCAGGUUUGAUUCGAAGUUCUACCAAUCUUUCAUUGAAUACAUGUUUGCCAAUCAGCUUUUGCUCCAAACUAGAUCCCAACCUGACUUCAAAGACACUUAUUUCUUCAAAAGGAUGGUAAUUGAAGAUAUUGACCCAACUUUGAAUUUAGAAACCUCCCCUCAUCUCACUUUUUUUCAAAAGAAAACCCUAUACCAUGCUUUUUACAAUCAAUCAAUUUCCAUUGAACCAUUUUCUUAUCCGGAAAAUAAAAAUGUCAGAAUGGCGAAAUUCAAAGGGAUGAGUGAUCAUCAAGGGAUACUUCUAUCCAAAAAACCAUGCGCCAUGUGUGGCGAGGAUCGUGAUCAUACCCACGAACAUGCUAGAUUAUACAUGCUCAAGACCUCUUCCAAAUCCAAAUCCAACAAUACCAGCCCGCGUUUAUCUAGGAUGUUCUAUAUUGGUCCAGUGGCGGAACAAUCAAAUUUUGAAUAUCCAAUUUGCAAUUAUUGUGCUACUCGUGCGCGUACUGUUUGUGAUUUGCUCGGGUUUUUGGCCACCAUCAAGAUGGGCAUGUACAGUGUUUCCAAACAUGACAAAUCAUCUUCUAAAAGACUCUACUUAGAGUUAAGUCGUCAUCGUUGCAAAUUGUUUUGGGCGCGUGUUGGAAUCAUUCAAAGAGACUCGUUACUUGUCGAGAAUAAUUCAUUCUCUGACAAACAACUAAGCUUCAAUCACGAAUUCUGUCAAUUGGAAAACAUGGACACCACCCCAGCUGGUUUCGGUCAUCAAAAUACCGAUUCCCCAAGAUGCUUUUCUGGUAAGUCUUCUGAUGCAUCCCAAUCUCCAAAUUUUAUGGAAAAUCCAUUCGGUUACACUUCAUCUGUGACUUGCUCUCCAAUGAGUAGUUUAGGCAAAACAUCCCCAGAUUUGAGCAGCAAUGGUUCUAUUAUGGAAGAUUUCAAAAUGAUUAAGCCUGAUUUUGAUAUCAACUAUGAGAAACAAGAAAGAGUUUUUAGCAAUAUGAGUCCUCUGGAAUUGGAAGACGCUGCGCCAUUUUCUCCACAAAUUAUCACCAAUAAGAUCUCCAUCCCAAUGGAAGCUAUUGACGAUGAACGUAUUGCGAGUUCUGCUGAUGAUCCCAUUGCUAUUGGUGAAGAGCUCAUUGGAAAUCUUGAAACCAUUGCUAAGUUGAAUUCUGAUACCUUUGUCAGUACUGCCUCCCCAAGAUCCUCUUCAGUUGAACAUUUGCCAGAUCCAAAAUCCGUGCUAUCCGAACAAGAGGACUUGCAUGAUUUAGAAGAAAUCUCCCAAGUUUUGGAUGGUGAUUUCAAUGAUCAAGAUGUAUUCAAGCCAAUUGGAGAAGAUGACAUCAAAUCACAGAUAGAUAUGGGUAGUCCAAAUGUUGAUCAUCUGGAAAAUGAUCUAAUUAAGGCUGGGUUUUUGGACAUUGAAUUAUGA